AUUUUGAAUUGAGAUUUUGAAACUCGCCCCGUCUUUUGUGGGGCUCCUGCUCUGCUAUAAGUUCUGCUGUGAGCUCCUCUACAACUUAACCAAACCUUGAAGAGCAGUGAAACUAUGGCUACCGAUCCUCCCCUUGCCUUACUUCAAUCGCGAGUGCUUCUUGCUCUCUUAGCCAUUUCAUCACUCGUGCUCCAAACAGUUGCUCUAGCUCAAGCACAAGCAGUCUCUCUCGAAGAAGCGAGCGCACACGAUCUCCAACUUGCUUUCAGGCAAAACAAACUCACCUCAACGCAGCUGACUAAGUUCUAUCUCAACCGGAUUCGGAGGCUCAACCCGCUCCUCAGAGGUGUCAUAGAGGUGAACCCAGAUGCGCUGCGCCAAGCCGAUAGAGCGGACCAAGAACGUAAGGCGAAGCCACACGGCUCGCUCUCUGCCUUGCACGGGAUCCCUAUACUGCUUAAGGAUAACAUAGCCACCAAAGACAAGAUGAACACCACGGCGGGCUCGUUUGCGCUUCUCGGCUCGGUUGUGCCUCGGGAUGCUGCGGUAGUGGCUCGGCUGAGGAGGGCCGGGGCCGUGUUGCUGGGGAAGGCAAGCUUGAGCGAAUGGGCUAACUAUCGUUCUUUUGCCGGCCGCAGUGGAUGGUGUGCCAGGAGCGGCCAGGGAAAGAAUCCAUACAAUCUAUCAGCUACUCCUUGUGGGUCAAGUAGCGGGUCGGCCAUAUCCGUGGCAGCAAAUAUGGCGGCGGUGUCACUGGGAACGGAGACGGACGGCUCAAUCUUGUGUCCCUCCAGUUCUAACUCGGUGGUGGGCAUCAAACCCACCCUUGGCUUGACCAGUCGAGGUGGGGUUAUCCCCAUCACUCCCAGACAGGACACUGUUGGGCCAAUGUGCAGGACUGUUGCAGAUGCCGUCAAUGUCCUCGAUGUCAUUGUAGGAUUCGAUCCUUAUGAUGAUAAAGCCACUAGAGAAGCGUCCAAGUACAUCCCGCGAGGGGGUUACAAGCAAUUUCUCAAAGUCGACGGGCUCAAGGGCAAGAGACUCGGAAUUGUUAAACCUUUCCCUUUCUUUGACUCCUACUCAGGAACUCCGUUCGCCAAAGCAUUUGAAAGCCAUUUUAACACCCUGAGGAAACAAGGCGCAGUAUUGGUGGACCGCUUGGACUUAGCCGACUUCAGUAAAAUCUACUCUGAUAGAAGUGAAGGAGUAGCAAUGUCUGCCGAGUUCAAGCUAGCCCUGAAUACUUACCUUCGAGAUUUGGUUGUCUCACCAGUCCGAUCCCUUGCAGAUGUAAUUGCCUUCAACAACAAGCACAAGCAUGCGGAAAAGACCGAUGAGUACGGUCAGGACUUGUUCAUCGCAGCGCAAGCCACGAAUGGGAUCGACAAGACUGUGAAAUCAGCGUUGCAAAAUAUGACCAGAUUGAGCCGAGACGGGUUUGAGAAGCUGAUGAGGCAGAACAAGUUGGACGCAUUGGUGACUCCUGAAAGUACAGCGGCACUGGCUCUUGCGAUCGGGGGCUUCCCAGGAAUAAGCGUGCCUGCUGGAUAUGACGAGGAUGGAGUGCCCUAUGGGAUUUGCUUCGGAGGCUUGAGAGGCUCCGAGCCUACACUUAUUGAAAUCGCUUACGGGUUCGAGAAAGCCACCAAGAUCAGGAGGCCUCCUUCAUUCCUGCGGUGACCCGCCGGUGAUUAUCAGGUCGAUGUAUCUCAGGCCAAGCUCUUGCGUGUGUGGUAGCUUCUCUGUUAUUGGAUUAGAUCCAAGCGAUGGAAGCAGCAAUGAAAUAAGCAGUCUCAUUCAAAGAUUAAGAAGUGAGCCUGUCGAACAAUAACUAUUUAGAAUGGCGCGUUCACUCAUUCCUCUUCUUUGUUGGAUAUUGCGGAAGCGUGUGUGUGUGCAAGUGUGUAUGAACUAUGGCAAGGUGAAAAAACUUUAUUAUGAUAGUUGGUUUUACAAGA
Molecule: messenger RNA, 1958 nt
Organism: Eucalyptus grandis
Lineage: Eukaryota; Viridiplantae; Streptophyta; Magnoliopsida; Myrtales; Myrtaceae
Product: probable amidase At4g34880
Exons: 5
Coding region: 115-1680 (521 amino acids)
Source: RefSeq, a predicted model, not a curated record